AUGAGCACCUCGGGGCUUCAGGCCACUAACCGGCAAAAUGUGAAGGAGCUUGACAGCAUGAAGGAGUCCAUCAGCGACAUCAUCAACCAGCUCCAGGAUAUCGACCCAGCCAGGCUCUCCUUCUCCCCAUUCCUCGACCUGGACACUCAGAUCUCCUUGGCACCGGUGUCAGACAGCCCCGAGUCCUCGGUGGAAGAGCUGCACUCGUCCUCCCACUCUGUCUCCGGCUCCCAGCACUCCCUUGAACCGCCACCAGUUACCGAUCAGCCAAGGGGACCUGCUUCCUGCCACCAGCGGCCGAGCGACAGUCUCCCACCAGAGCCACGAGCAGACGAGACAGACGAGGGGGAGCUGGAUCAAACUCUUUCCAGUCCCAUCAUCACAGCGCACAAUUUGGACGCUGCCACGGAAAACUGCAUCGGCAGUCCAACCCCAGCCUCUCAGGGAGACAUUCCCAAUGGCACAGACACACUGAGAUGGAGUCCAGAGUCCACCAAUCUGGACUGCUCUGUGGACGAGGGUCGACCUCUGAUAGGCCCGCUGCCAGAGAGUGUGGAGCUGACUAUGUGGAGCUCAGAGGGGCGGGGAGAGACUUGCGAGGCUGCAGAGGAGGCUGCAGAUCGGGGCCGCUGCUGCUGCUGCCAGUGUAAAUGCUGCCAGAGUGGCAGAGUUCCCGCUUUCUUCUCAGUCCUGGCCUCUCUUCUGUGCACAGCCGGGAUCCUCUAUGCACUCUAUUUCUAUGUCCCCAUUAAACCCCCCGACUGCCCCGAUGUUGCUAGCCGUGUUGUUUUCACCCUCUGCUGCUGUGUGGUGGCAGCCAUCCCCAUCCUUUUCGCGAUGCUCAUGGGUGCAGCGUGCCAGUUCUGCACAGGCUCCUUCAAUUUGCAGGAGUCAUUUCCCAGAAGACGUGCGGUUCAGCAGCUGUUUGUCACGGCGUCCUUGGAACAGUUACUCCUCUACGUCCUCAACCUCGUCGUUAUGGCCGCUUUACUUCCUCAAGACCAGCUGAAGUUGGUGCCUAUACUGGUCGGCGUGUUCAUCCUAGGAAGGCUCGUUUACUGGGUCAGCCUGAACGUGUGCAGCAGCUGGCGAGGAUUCGGCUCGGGCCUGACCGUCUUCCCGCUCCUCGCCAUGGUGGCUCUCAAUCUGUUCAUCAUGUACAACCCGAAUCUCAAAGAGCCACUUUUUGGCUCCCAGGACGUCCUCUAUAAUCAGGUCACCCCCUCUUCCUGGUCAGGGGAGACAUCACAGAGCACGAGUGGCAAACCAGACAUCCUACCCACAGACAUCCUGGACACUCAGUGA
Scomber japonicus (chub mackerel) is the source of this 1305-nucleotide messenger RNA. RefSeq names its product transmembrane protein 79-like. The transcript has 4 exons. Gene Ontology annotation, biological process: regulated exocytosis. The coding region runs from base 1 to 1305 and encodes 434 amino acids. Lineage: Eukaryota; Metazoa; Chordata; Actinopteri; Scombriformes; Scombridae. Gene Ontology annotation, cellular component: lysosomal membrane; trans-Golgi network membrane. The record is from RefSeq and is a predicted model, not a curated record.